AUGUUUGCAAAACGAAUGUGGGUCUCUCUGCCCAUCGAAAGCUACGACACUUUCGCUUUUGCCGACGUCGAGCGAAGCCAUCCCGAGAAUCAUAGCAAGCCAUCCGAACCUCCACGCUCAAUUGAACACCCCCUAACCCCGCAAACAAGAGGAAGGGGCGAGACGACAGACCGAACCUCACACUUUCCCUUUUAUCGAAUCGGAGGAAGGGUUCCUCAGCGCGAACCCCCGAGAGACUCGCCCGCCAUGCCGCAGGACAUGCCGCCCGUUGGCGGCUACGGAGCCGUGCAGUACAAGCGCAACCUCCCCGCCCGCGGCUUCCGCCCCGCCGCCCUCCUUCUCGGCGCCGGCCUCGUCAUGGGCUUCGGCUGGUACAAGCUGACCCUCGGCAUCCGGGAGCAGAACGAGCUCGCGCGCGAAAAGAUGUGGUCCCGCAUCCACCUGAUCCCGCUGCUGCAGGCCGAGGAGGACCGCGACCUGGUGCGGCGGCACCUGGCUGACCAGGCGCGCGAGAAGGAGCUGCUGGGCGAGAACAUGAAGGUCUACAACUCGGACCGGUACGUCCGGCCGACGUUUGCCGUCACCCCGGAGAAGGUGACCAAGUAA
This is a messenger RNA of Thyridium curvatum, 606 nucleotides long. RefSeq lists its product as uncharacterized. NCBI's taxonomy places the organism in Eukaryota, Fungi, Ascomycota, Sordariomycetes, Thyridiales, Thyridiaceae. The record is from RefSeq and is a predicted model, not a curated record. Bases 1 to 606 code for a protein of 201 amino acids. The transcript is spliced from 3 exons.